Messenger RNA from Marmota flaviventris (yellow-bellied marmot), 3064 nucleotides. RefSeq names its product nuclear factor I X (gene Nfix). Gene Ontology annotation, biological process: regulation of transcription by RNA polymerase II. Gene Ontology annotation, cellular component: nucleus. The record is from RefSeq and is a predicted model, not a curated record. Gene Ontology annotation, molecular function: RNA polymerase II cis-regulatory region sequence-specific DNA binding; DNA-binding transcription factor activity, RNA polymerase II-specific. Lineage: Eukaryota; Metazoa; Chordata; Mammalia; Rodentia; Sciuridae.
CCCGUACUGCCUCACCCAGGAUGAGUUCCACCCGUUCAUCGAGGCGCUGCUGCCUCACGUCCGAGCCUUCUCCUACACCUGGUUCAACCUGCAGGCUCGGAAGCGCAAGUACUUCAAGAAGCACGAGAAGCGGAUGUCGAAGGACGAGGAGCGGGCGGUGAAGGACGAGCUGCUGGGCGAGAAGCCCGAGAUCAAGCAGAAGUGGGCAUCCCGGCUGCUGGCCAAGCUGCGCAAAGACAUCCGGCCUGAGUUCCGUGAGGACUUUGUGCUGACCAUCACCGGCAAGAAGCCCCCCUGCUGCGUGCUCUCCAACCCCGACCAGAAGGGCAAGAUCCGGCGGAUUGACUGCCUGCGCCAGGCCGACAAGGUGUGGCGGCUGGACCUGGUCAUGGUGAUUUUGUUUAAGGGGAUCCCCCUGGAAAGUACUGAUGGGGAGCGGCUCUACAAGUCGCCCCAGUGCUCGAACCCCGGCCUGUGCGUCCAGCCACAUCAUAUUGGCGUCACAAUCAAAGAACUGGAUCUUUAUCUGGCUUACUUUGUCCACACUCCGGAAUCCGGACAAUCAGAUAGUUCAAACCAGCAAGGAGAUGCGGACAUCAAACCACUGCCCAACGGGCACUUAAGUUUCCAGGACUGUUUUGUGACUUCCGGGGUCUGGAAUGUGACGGAGCUGGUGAGAGUAUCACAGACUCCUGUGGCAACAGCGUCAGGGCCCAACUUCUCGCUGGCCGACUUGGAGAGUCCCAGCUACUACAACAUAAACCAGGUGACCCUGGGGCGGCGGUCCAUCACCUCCCCACCUUCCACCAGCACCACCAAGCGCCCCAAGUCCAUUGAUGACAGUGAGAUGGAGAGCCCUGUCGACGACGUGUUCUAUCCCGGGACAGGCCGCUCCCCAGCAGCUGGCAGCAGCCAGUCCAGUGGGUGGCCCAACGAUGUGGAUGCAGGCCCGGCUUCUCUAAAGAAGUCAGGAAAGCUGGACUUCUGCAGUGCCCUCUCCUCUCAGGGCAGCUCCCCACGCAUGGCUUUCACCCACCACCCGCUGCCUGUGCUUGCUGGAGUCAGACCAGGGAGCCCCCGGGCCACAGCGUCAGCCCUGCACUUCCCCUCCACGUCCAUCAUCCAGCAGUCGAGCCCAUACUUCACACACCCGACCAUCCGCUACCACCACCACCAUGGGCAGGACUCGCUGAAGGAGUUUGUGCAGUUUGUGUGCUCGGAUGGUUCAGGCCAGGCCACAGGACAGCCCAACGGUAGCGGCCAGGGCAAAGUCCCGGGGUCAUUUUUGCUACCGCCGCCGCCUCCAGUGGCCAGACCUGUGCCCCUUCCUAUGCCUGAUUCCAAAUCCACCAGCACUGCCCCAGACGGCGCCGCCUUGACUCCUCCAUCACCUUCAUUCGCAGCGACAGGCGCCUCCUCUGCCAACCGGUUUGUCAGCAUCGGACCCCGGGACGGCAACUUUCUGAACAUCCCACAGCAGUCUCAGUCCUGGUUCCUCUGAUAAGAUCGACAAAGAAACAGCAAAAUGAAAAGAAGAGGUUCCUCAAAAGGGGGGAGAAGAAAUUUUGAGACAUGGAAAAAUCCCCCAGCCCAGCCCAGCCCCACCGAAAAGCAAAAAUUAGAUGUCGUCAGCCACUCAGCCCUUCUCUCCUCCAGCCCGGGGACCCCUGCAGGCCCCCGAAGCAGCCCAGUUCUCAGAGAGCCCUCGGAAGGGGUCUCAACGGAGCUGUGCACCAGCAGCCAAGCAGAAAGAAACAUGCAAAACGGACUCUGCCAGGCAGAGGACAGACAGAAAGAAAGGAUGCGGCAGGACUGCCUUCUCCCCAUCCCAGCCCGGCCUUCUAGGGAAGGAGCAAAAUUCCCAAACAGAGCAACCAGCACAGUUCUGAAGGGGCCUGGCCCCCACCCUUACCCUUUCUAGGGAACCCCACUCUCCACUCCAGCCUGAGCUUUCCUGGGGAGCCUGGAGGACCAGCUUGUGAAGAUAAUGGGGUGUAGGUUGGCGAGCUCUCCCUUCUAUACUUGGCCCCCUCCAUCUCUCCCUUCUUGCCUGGGUUCUGGCUUCUACCCCUAGCUGCUCCAGACCAGGUGAGAGAGGCCCUCGGGUGGGCAGGGGGUACCCCCUGGAGCUACCUGCUGCAUCAGCCCAGAAUGGAAGGUGUUCUGCCAUUCCACCCUGAGCUGUUAGGGGCAGUUCCUGAGGCCCCAAACCCCUUUGUACAGUCCACAGGAAAAAGAUGGAAUGCUCUAACUGAUCCCGCCCCAGCUUGGGACAGGCCUCCUAUUCCCUCUCUCUGAAGACCAGGAGGGCUGUCCCUAUUCCCGCCAGGAGUGAAGGGAGUUGGGCUCCAGGUCGCCCCUGCGCCCCAGCCCUGCAUGCAGGUGCCCUCGCUCCGCCCCACUGGUCCCUGCCCCUGCCCCUCAUGCUUACAGCACUGCUGGGGCCAGCCCGAGAUGGAGCAGAAAGGGGACCCCUGGAGCCAAUCGAGGAGGAUGAAGCAGCUUCUGCUGCUGCGCCGGUUAAGCUGCCACCUGCGCUUAGGUAGGCGUCCUGCUCGCCGACUUUCAGUUCCUUUGGAGGGUGUUGGGUGUUGUCCUUUUCAAAAGUGUUUUGGAGCUUUCUGUCCCCCACCUUUCCCACCACACCCACCCCCCAUGGCCACUUCUCUCUGGAUUUUAGCUGUAAUGUCUUUACUCUUUAUUUAGGGGUGGGGCAGUCAUUGUUUGGGUCUUUGCUGUUGCAAUUGGGAACUCCUCCUCUAUUUGAGCAACUUGGGAACAAUUUGGUAACACACCACAGGAAGUAGCUCCCCCCAAGUCCCCUCCUUCCCCAAAGGAUGGUGGGGGCCUGUCCAGAGGUUCUUUAGAAGUCCCCCUGGGAGGGAGGGGAGCAUGAGCACGCCCAGCCCCCUCCAGGGUGUGACUUGGCCCCUCUGGCUUGUCUUUCUGUGCCUUACUCCCUCCUUCCUGCGUCUCCUCUCCCUGACCCCCUUUUCAAGUCCUUGUGCCUCUCUUUCUCUCUUUCUUAACGGUAUGAAAACACAAAGCACAGGUCAGGAUCCUC